This is a messenger RNA of Venustampulla echinocandica, 1428 nucleotides long. RefSeq lists its product as uncharacterized. Gene Ontology annotation, biological process: lipid metabolic process. The record is from RefSeq and is a predicted model, not a curated record. NCBI's taxonomy places the organism in Eukaryota, Fungi, Ascomycota, Leotiomycetes, Helotiales, Pleuroascaceae. The transcript is spliced from 2 exons. Gene Ontology annotation, molecular function: oxidoreductase activity. Bases 1 to 1428 code for a protein of 475 amino acids.
AUGCCUCCUAUAGUCGAGAAGACCGGCCCCAAUGCCAGUGGCAAUGGCCAGCAUCUCGACCUCAACGGAAAUGUCUUCGAGCUCCCGAGCUUCACCAUGAAGGAGAUCCACGAUGCCAUCCCGGCCCACUGCUUCAAGCCCUCCAUCCUGCGCUCCAUGGCCUAUGUCGUUCGCGAUUACUUCUAUACCAGCGUCCUCAUCUACCUUGCCGUCACCUAUAUCCCCCUCCUGCCCAAUGCCUACCUGCGCUUCGCCGCCUGGGUCGCCUACACCACCGUUCAAGGCUUCGUAUUCACUGGUAUCUGGAUUCUCGCUCACGAAUGCGGCCACGGCGCCUUUUCCAAGUCCAAAAAGCUGAAUUAUACCAUGGGCCUGAUCAUGCACUCCUUCCUCCUUGUGCCCUUCCACUCGUGGCGUCUCUCGCACUCGCAGCAUCACAAAUCGACAGGAAACAUGGACAAGGACACCGCAUUCGUUCCGCACACGAGAGACUCGUGGGUGAAGCGCAAUUUGGGGGACAAGGCCCAGCAGAACCUGGUCGGACUCGCCGAGUUGGCGGAGGAUUCGCCCAUCGUUUCUCUCUGGAAUGAUAUUAUCCACCAGCUUUUCGGCUGGCCUGGGUAUCUGCUGUUCAACUUGACCGGUCAGCAUUAUGAUGGCGCGAAGGGGAUGAAGAUCUCUCACUUCUACUUCGGAGAAGACAGUGUUUUCUACAAGAAGAGUGAGCUGGGACUGAUUUUGCUGUCUGACGUUGGAGUUGCGGUCAUGAUCGCAGGGUUGGUCGUCGCAGGACAGGUUUUCGGUAGCUGGAACGUCAUUGUGCUCUGGGGAGUGCCAUGGCUGUGGGUGAACAACUGGAUUGUCGCUAUCACCUUCCUCCAGCACACCGAUGGAUCCAUGCCCCACUACAACAACAAGACCUGGUCGUUCGCCCGUGGUGCAACUGCAACCAUCGAUCGUGACCUCGGCUUCAUCGACACCCAUCUCUUCCACGAUAUUAUCGGCACCCACGUCUGCCAUCAUCUUGUCUCCACAAUCCCCUUCUACCAUGCCGCUGAAGCCUCGGUUCACAUCAAAAAGGUCAUGGGCCAGCACUAUAAGGCCGAUACCAAGACCCCAUUCUGGACCGCGUUUUGGCGCAACCAGCGGACCUGCAAGUUCGUGGAGGAGAGCGAGGGCCAGGAGGGUAGUGGCGUGUAUAUGUUCCGGAAUCUGUAUAACCGCCCUGGACAAACUCGGCCGCGGAAUCUAAUCACAGGGGAGAAGAAGCCAUUCGAUGUUUCGGAAGGCCUGAAGACAGCAACGGCCACAGCCACAGCCUCAGCCACCGCGAUGUCGAUGGCCUCGGCAAGAAAUCUAGACGCUCGGAGACGACUAAGUCAGUCUGCUCAGCUACGUGCGAAUCUCCCCUUGUUGGCGGAGGGUUGA